Linnemannia hyalina is the source of this 429-nucleotide messenger RNA. The record is from the annotation of a GenBank genome assembly. NCBI's taxonomy places the organism in Eukaryota, Fungi, Mortierellomycota, Mortierellomycetes, Mortierellales, Mortierellaceae.
AUGGCAGACAAUCCCGGACGUGGAGGCGGAGGACGCGGUGGCGGAGGUGGCGGCGGCGGCGGACGCGGAGGGCACCAGGGAGGGGGACGUGGCGGUGGACGCGGAGGCGGAAACUCUUCACACACCGAGCGUCCCAAGAAGGAGUCGAUCCUCGAUCUCGGAAAGUAUAUGGAUCAAAAGAUUCGUGUCAAAUACAGCGGUGGCCGCGAAGUCAUUGGAACGUUGAAGGGUUAUGAUCCCUUGUUGAACUUGGUUCUUGACGAGACCGAGGAGUGCCUGAGAGAUCCAGAGGAUGGCCGCUUAUUGAACCAGACCAGAACUUUGGGCUUGGUAGUCUGCCGUGGACCCUCCGUCAUCUUGAUCUCCCCCAUGGACGGUACAUUGGAGAUUGCCAACCCCUUCAUCCAAGAAGACGAGGCCGUCAUCUAA